AUGCGGGCGGGCGCCAGGCUCCCGCGGCGGCGGCAGCUGCAGCAGCAACAGCAGCCCCGGCGGCGGCCGCCUCUCCUGUGGCCGAUGAACGCAGACCCGCCGCCGCCGCCCUGGGUCUGGAUGGUUCCCGGCGCGGCCGGGCUGCUCCGGCUCGGCCCCGGGGUCGCGCCCCCGCCGCUGCUGCUCGCCGCGGCCCAGCCCGCCGCGGCCCCGCUGCUCCCCGGGCUGCCCGGCUGGCCAGCCCCGGGCGAGCCCCUGCUGCCUCUGCUGCCUCUGCCCUCUGCGCCGGACCACGCCGCCGUGCACCACUAUCCCCUGCUCCACGGCCAGUGGCUGAUCAGUGGCCAUUCUCCACCGACGGGACUGUCCCCCUCUUCCACGGUGGAGUUGGUGCCCAUUUUCCCACACAUCUGCCCUUCUGCUCUGCCACCUCGUGUUGGGAGAAGUUGGAUAGAUAAAAGAAUGCCUAACUGUAAGAUUUUUGUGAAUAACUCCUUUGCUCUGGACUCCACGUGGAUACACCCUGGGGACUCAGGACUGCUCCACCUGCUCGAGAAGCCUCCUGUGCUGGAUCAAGUGGCUCUGACUCUGUCCAGGCCCAUUGCUGCCUCCAGGCCUCGUCCUGCUGUGGUGCUAGGGCCUCAGCCAAUGCCAGGUGGUUGCCAUAACAGCCUUAAGCCAAUCAGCAACAGUCCCACCAUCGCCAUCGCAGCCGCCGCUGCAGCCGCUGCCGCCGCUAUGGUCUCCGUGGACCCUGAGGGACUCCGGGGUCCAUCCCCUGCCAGCGUGCAGCCCUGCCACUUCCUGACAUUGGCGCCCAUCAAAAUACCGCUCCUGACGGCCCCCUUCUCAGAUAGAAGCAAAGAGCUCAGCCGAGCGCCCUGUCCCCCAGCCCUGAUGCUGCACAGCGCAGAGAGCAAGAGCCCGGCCGGAGUCGAGGAGGACAAGGAGCCUCCAUCCAUGCUGGAGAGUGGGGAGGACAGCACCCCAAAAGGCAACAGACCUGUGGCCUCCACCCCGGUGCCUGGAUCCCCCUGGUGCGUGGUCUGGACGGGCGAUGACCGGGUCUUCUUCUUCAACCCGACGAUGCAGCUGUCCGUCUGGGAGAAGCCUGUGGACCUGAAGAACCGUGGGGACCUCAAGAGGAUCAUCGAGGACCCACCCCACAAGCGCAAGCUGGAGGCCUCAGCAACCGAUAGCAGCGAUGGAUCCAGUUCGGAAGAUGGCAGGGAAUACCAAAGUGUGAAAACCAAGAGGAAUCGGACUGAAGGCUGUGAGAGUCCUGGGCCUGAGGAGCCACAGCCAGAGGACAGAGGCACACGGACACCGCCCCCCCAGAUUCUGCUGCCCCUGGAGGAGCGCGCGACCCACUUCCGAGACAUGCUCCUGGAGAGAGGGGUGUCAGCGUUUUCUACUUGGGAGAAAGAAUUGCACAAAAUUGUGUUUGACCCGCGCUAUCUCCUGCUAAACUCUGAGGAGCGGAAACAGAUAUUUGAACAGUUUGUCAAGACGAGAAUAAAAGAAGAAUACAAGGAAAAAAAAAGUAAAUUGCUGCUAGCCAAAGAAGAGUUCAAAAAGCUCCUGGAGGAAUCUAAAGUGUCACCCAGGACCACAUUUAAGGAGUUUGCUGAGAAGUAUGGUCGGGAUCAGAGGUUUCGACUUGUUCAGAAAAGAAAGGAUCAGGAGCAUUUUUUCAACCAAUUUAUACUUAUCCUUAAGAAACGGGACAAAGAAAACAGACUAAGGCUACGGAAAAUGAGAUGA
Molecule: messenger RNA, 1764 nt
Organism: Marmota flaviventris (yellow-bellied marmot)
Lineage: Eukaryota; Metazoa; Chordata; Mammalia; Rodentia; Sciuridae
Gene: Tcerg1l
Product: transcription elongation regulator 1 like
Cellular component (GO): nucleus
Molecular function (GO): RNA polymerase binding; transcription coregulator activity
Source: RefSeq, a predicted model, not a curated record